Molecule: messenger RNA, 3823 nt
Organism: Oncorhynchus masou masou (cherry salmon)
Lineage: Eukaryota; Metazoa; Chordata; Actinopteri; Salmoniformes; Salmonidae
Gene: hoxa3a
Product: homeobox A3a
Exons: 3
Coding region: 1656-2924 (422 amino acids)
Biological process (GO): anterior/posterior pattern specification; regulation of transcription by RNA polymerase II; embryonic skeletal system morphogenesis
Cellular component (GO): nucleus
Molecular function (GO): DNA-binding transcription factor activity, RNA polymerase II-specific; RNA polymerase II cis-regulatory region sequence-specific DNA binding
Source: RefSeq, a predicted model, not a curated record
GAGAGGUGCCUUGCUCCUUUAAAAUUAAAUCAUAUCUCUGAAAACCAUCAGCCUAGGCGUAGACUAUAGACAACGCGUAACUUGCUGUAAACUUAGCAAAACGCUACUGCCAAAAAGCCCAACAAUGUUUGAUGGGUUGUAUUCGUCCUUUUUGUAUUAAUAUCAAUCUGCCUUCUGUUCCCACUAUCUCCAUGACAUCUCAGCUCGUAGUUAGGGCCCACAUUAAUGGAAAUCACGACUCGGCAUUUCGGCAAAACACAAAGGAGAAAAUAAUUAUACCAAGUCAUUAUUCUGCCUUGAAAAAGAAAGGCAAUGUUUGCUAAAAAAUAUCCUCACACGUGAACAUUUGUCCCACUCACCCUCCCACGCUAGUCUAUAUCUUUUUACUGUGUGGCUGACUCGGCCCUUCCUUCCUUCCAUCCAUCGUGCGGCCUCAGAAGAGAAGCAGUGCUCAAGACGUGUUUACUGCCUAGAGAUACAAGAGGACAUAAAUAGUUUUGCCUUGGCCGCAAACGUCAGCAUUCACAUGCAGAGGGAUUCCCCAUACUCUCUCGGUUUCUUUCUCCCCCUGUUUCUCUAGUCUCCCUCCUCUGUUUUCCCUUCUGGAUGUGUACCUCCUUUCCAUUUGUCUCACCAAGAGCCUGAUGGGGGGUCUUUCCCUUGGUUCAUCCCAACCAAGGCUUUGAUCUGCGGCGUACCCUGUUCAUUAACGCAUCUUUUAUUUAUUUUUUAUACCAUUCAGGAAACAUACCUAUUCCAUCCUAGGAACUUUGAAAUUGGUGAAAUAUUGCAUCGAAAAUAACCAGAACUCCCAGCACCAUUCGUAAACAAAAGGCUUUAUAGGCUACAUAAAAUGCUAAAAUGUUGGUAAUGGUAAUGUGCUGUUGUCAUCUGCUGUGCUGCGUAAAUCUGUGUACUUAUGUUAUUCGAUUCUGUGUGGAAUAAAUAACAACAACAAUUAGGGGAUGGGUGUUCGUGGUUUUUGUAAUGCUAUAUUUUCCCCAUACUACUUCAUCACGUGGGGGAGGAGAACCACACGAUUUGAAGUGGCUUUCUGUGUUCAAGGCGCUAGUUCAUUUGCAUAAUUGUUCUUGUCUAUGGUGACGCUAUGUUUCGGGGGAGUUCACUGGUCUGGUGAUGUCUGCAUGGUACUUGUGCACGUACUUGUACACAUAGUCCAGCAUAGCCUAGGUUUAAUAUUGGUAUGAGGCAUGGGCACUGCUCGAGCAUGUGAUAAAUUCAACCGUGAGGGCAGAUAGCGCUUAUCUGGGCGACCCAAGUGCUCGCGCCUGCUUUCGUAAUCUCGGUUUACCCAUCGACGUCGAAUAGAAAAAAAGGGAAUUCGUUUCUUCUACACACAGAGCCAGUCGCCUCUUCCCUUUUCUGUUGUGGCCGAUGAGUCCUGUAUGAGCUAGGUGCAGGCGGGUCCUGCUGAUUCUACCCCAGCUAAACUUUCUCUCUGGACUACUGUUCUGAUCCAUUUUGUCGUUGAAUGAGAAAUAUUGCGUUGUGCUCUGCAUUCGUCGUCAGAGGAAAAGGUUCACCCGAGGAGGCCAUUGGCGGAGAGGCGUCACGUGACCAAGGGGUGCCAAUGUUAUUCUACAAGGGUGUCAAGACCCUGUCAGUUUCUGAAAUAAAUAUUGGGAAACGGCGAGAUGCAAAAGGCAACCUACCUCGACAGCUCCGCAAUUUACAGUGGCUACCCGUAUCAAAGCGCAAAUGGCUUCAGUUAUGACGCCAAUCAGGUUCAAUAUCCCCGGGCCUCUCAUGUGGAAAGUGAGUACCAUCGACCCGCCUGCUCCCUGCAGUCCCCAGACGGCUCGGUCGCACUGAAGAAGCCGGGGGAGAUAGCAGAGAGCUGUGAUAGGAGUACGGCCAUCCAGGCGGCGCAGCCACCCGUCCUCACCGACAGCAAUCAACCACAGGUGUCGGUGUCUGUCCCGCCACCCCCUCUCCAGUCACAGUCCCCUGGUUCUCUCAACCAGAACAAGAGCAACGGCUCCAGUCAAGCCGACUCAAAUGGUUCCGUACACGGCUCGCCGACAUCCACCACCCGGAAACAUAUCUUCCCAUGGAUGAAAGAGUCCCGUCAGAACCAGAAGCCUAAAACCAGUAGCUCCAGCUCAGUUGAGAGUUGCCAAGGAGACAAGAGCCCUCCGGGCGGGUCAGCCGCCUCGAAAAGAGCCCGUACGGCUUAUACCAGCGCACAACUGGUGGAACUGGAGAAGGAGUUCCACUUCAACCGUUACCUCUGCAGACCCCGCAGGGUCGAGAUGGCUAACCUGCUCAACCUCACGGAGCGGCAGAUUAAGAUCUGGUUCCAGAACCGCAGGAUGAAGUACAAAAAGGAUCAGAAAGGGUGCGGCAUGAUGCCCUCUCCCGGGGGACAGUCCCCUCGGAGCCCCCUCGGUCCAUCUCCCAGUAGUGGGGGUGGAGGAUACCUAACCUCUAUGCAUUCUCUGGUUAACAGUGUCCCCUAUGAGUCCCAGUCGCCAACGUCUUACAAUAAGCCCCCUCAUAAUGCAUACGGUAUGUCCACGUCAUAUCCUCCUCCCUUGAACAGCUCCCUAAACAACUGCCCGCCCUCUCAGAAGAGGUAUUCCGGGACUGGCGGCUCGCCCACGCCCGAGUAUGACGCGCAUCCUCUCCAAGGCAAUGGGGGCUAUGGGGCGCAGUUGCAGCAGGGCAGCCCUGUGUAUGUUAGCGGAGGCUACAUCGAUUCGAUGCCCAACAACGGGUCCUCCAUUUUCGGCCUGACCCAUCUCUCGCAGCCGCCGUCCACACACAUGGACUACAAUGGAGCAAUCACUAUGGGCAAUAGUCACCAUCACGGACUGUGUGAUCCGAACCCGACGUACACAGACCUUACGCCGCACUACUCUCAGGGAAGAAUUCAGGAAGCGCCCAAACUUACGCAUCUGUAGCCGGGAUGCACCCCGGAUCACUCCGCCCCAUUGUCCUAUACUACCAUCGCUUUGUUCCUUCUCUUCUUCAGUAGCUUCUUCCACCUUUUCUUUGUUUUACGUUUUGUUUUUUAAAUAGUUGAAUGUGUGAAGUAGGAUAGGAAAGUCAUCACUUUGCUUAAAAUAUGAUGUCUAUUUGCUAUGGUGUCAUUGUUCCACGCAGACAUAUUAUCUGAUAUGACAAGCGCGGGGGCACAAAUGCAUAGACCUAUUUAAUCUGUAAAUUGUUUCUAAAAACAAAAAUCAAACAGGGUAUAUGAACAAAUAUUAUGGUAUUCUUUUUGAUGUGAAUUUUUGUUAUUUAUCCACAGUUGAAUAUAUGUUUUUGUGUUAUUGUUUUGCAUUUUGUUGCACUUGUGGAAGGAUCUUUAUAGGAAUCAUGUGCAGGGUUUUUUGAGACAAACACACACACACAAAUGAAGGUCUGGAAGCUCCAGCCUAUGACCUACCCAAAUUGUGUUCUGUUGGACUUUCAACAUGUUAUUUAUUUUUGUUCUGACGUAAUAUGGAGUUUUUUAGUAUUAUUUAACCACCCUGUGCUCUUUGUAUGUGGGGAGAAGGUUAUUGGAAACAGACCUCUAGUUCUACCCCUUACCUGACGGCAGACAGACGACGGACAGACCACAGACAGACAACUCUCAGCAGCACAUAAUAUGUUGGUGUUAUUUUUCUUCGAGGACGUAUUUGAUUUCUCUACGAAUGUAAAUCACGCAAUCAUGCAAUAAGGUUGGAAGGAAGGACAGAAUUUUUUUUUUAUUGCAAAAAAAAAAUAUUUAAGAUAUUACCAAGUUUCUGUUUCAAUGUUAUACAUUCCAUCCUGCUGCAGUUCGGAUAAAUAAAGAAAUGAUUUUCAAUAUAAA